AUGACCUCACUUGCUCACUAUCCCGCUCAAAUGAGCUUUAUGGCUCCGCGCCAUGCAUCGGAUGAGUCCCCUUUCUAUCGAUCAGCCGCUGAUGAGGGCUUCGAGGUAUGCAACUUCACACAGCAACCACACAAUGUCACCGUCCAUGAUGCUCGUCCGCUCCGCGAUUCCUUCCAGCUCGACACGCAUGGGUUUGCUUUCGCCGUGGAUUCCGACGGCAACCGCCCUGAGAUUCUGGAGACCAUCCGCGCUGGUGACAAGGAGGCAGUCCGUGAGGUCUACUAUCCCCUCGUGGAGCAGAUUAUCAAGCGGCAAACGGGUGCAUCACGCGUGGUCAUCUUCGAUCACACGGUGCGACGUCGUGAGGUCUCCCUGGCUGGGAAGAACCCUAAUGGCCGCGAACAGCCCGCAAGCACGGUUCACUGCGACCAGUCUCCCCUUGGUGCCCGGCGCCGCGUCUACCAGCAUCUUCCCGAAGAAGCCGACCGGCUUCUCAAGGGUCGCGCGCAAAUCGUCAAUGUCUGGCGUCCUCUCCGCGGCCCCGUCCAAGACUGGCCCUUGGCUGUCAUGGACUGCAGUACAUUAGCCAGAGCGCAUAUCCAUCCGACAAAGCUCUACCGCAACCGAUUUGAGCUCCGUGGUGAGACCGUCAGCAUCAGCCACGACGAGAACCAACGCUGGUACUAUCUUGAUGGACAACAAACCGAUGAAUGCACGUUGAUCAAGAUCUGGGACAGUAAGGAAGGCAUUUCGGGACAUAUGUGUGCCCAUUGUGCUUUCCAGCAUCCUGAUACCCCGGAAGAUGCUCCGCUGCGUGAAAGUGUUGAAGUGCGGUGCUUGGUCUUCUAUGAGGACCAUGCGUAG
Aspergillus pseudotamarii is the source of this 864-nucleotide messenger RNA. RefSeq lists its product as uncharacterized. The record is from RefSeq and is a predicted model, not a curated record. Lineage: Eukaryota; Fungi; Ascomycota; Eurotiomycetes; Eurotiales; Aspergillaceae. Bases 1 to 864 code for a protein of 287 amino acids. The transcript is spliced from 5 exons. Gene Ontology annotation, molecular function: oxidoreductase activity.